This is a messenger RNA of Dicrocoelium dendriticum, 1595 nucleotides long. Lineage: Eukaryota; Metazoa; Platyhelminthes; Trematoda; Plagiorchiida; Dicrocoeliidae. The record is from the annotation of a GenBank genome assembly.
GCAAGUUUCGCUUAAUUCCCUCUAUUGCCCGUCAUGUCAGUAAGCCAAAAGGGACUGCAAGACCUCCUAAAUCUACUCCUUCCAGACCGAAUAAGUGGACACACGCUGGAAAGUAUAUCAAGUCUGGCACAGAAACAAUUCUCAAAGGCCGAGUAUUUCAAGAUUUGUCGUAUACUGGUCAGUUUCUUCACCCAUACAACUGGGUUUCUUCUCUUUAGGUGUUUCUUCUCAGCCAUGACUUCCUCUAUGACGCAUUGUCCCGUUUUGUUGCACUGUAUCUAAUUUGGGACAUGUGCAGAUCAGAGGCCUGCGGCUUCAAUCCGUUCACAGACUUUUUUGUACAGUACCUGAAAACGGAUGCUAAGGGAAAGAUGCCUUUUUCUGCGUUAUACGUUCUUCACUCCAUUUUUUCGCAACCGCAGCAGUUGCACGAGUUUUCCAAGUACACCCUUCUACAGAUCCUGAGUUUACCCGUAAACAUCAAUGACCAAAAUCUGGAUUGGGAUUUCAUGCAAUCUGAACCUCAGUCAACUGAUGCCCGAUUGCCUCCAAUCGCCGCGUGUGGUGUUUCCUGCGUCGUUUCGGAUAAAGACGUACCCUCAUCCAAUGGUUCUUGGCCGGAUGUAUCCUCACAAAACCAUCAACAAUGUCUGGAAUUGCUACUGUCACAGGAGGAGCCAGUCGUAUUGGAGGCAAAUCUGAGGCCGGAAUUUAUGCGCGUCGCCCCUCCUUUACUUCCUUGUCCUCAAGGAACGGGAGCUCAACAUGUUACGAUCAAUCGAAGUUCACAGGAGUCAGACACGGAUAGGACAAUUUGCGCUGAGACAUCUUUUUCCACGCCUAUUUCCGACUGGCACGAAGAGCUCAUUUGGCUUAAUCCUCUUACGGUGCGCCAUGAUUUCCACUGGGAUGCCAGUGCAGAACAGGCAACUCCUACAGCGGAGCUACGGUAUCUCAUCACGAAGGCACUCUCUUCUGGGUUAUCGCAAUCCGAACAACAUACCGUCCUUCAGGUUCUCUCUGAGAACCCGGAUUUGGUUCAUAAUUUGGGCAUUUCUCCAGACAACUUAUCAGCUUUGGUUAAUCGAAGUCCCGUAAUUGCAAUCGAAGUGUUGAGCGUGUUGGUAAACUCUCCUCAGAAAGACGAAUAUUACAACGCUUUAGUUUCCAUGGAGGUCACGGUCGAUUCCCUGGAGAUCGUAAACAGACUUGCUUCCAGGGUUGAAUUACCCAAAGACUUCAUCCAUGCAUACAUAUCAAAGUGCAUGGGCUAUUGUGAAUCACUGCAAGACAAGUCUUCACAGUCGCGUCACGUUCGUUUAGUCUGCGUCCUAAUUCAAUCCUUCAUUCGGAAUAAAAUUCUAGAUAUCCGCAACGAGAAUAUACUUAUCGAGGUUCAAGUGUUUUGUGUGGAAUUCAGCAAAGUGGCAGGCGCAAGUCAGCUGUAUCGGUUGAUCAAAAACAUGGAAUCCAGCUCCGCGGGCACUUCACAAAGUACCCCGGAUAAUGUAACAAACAAAUAAAUUUCCCAAAUCCUUUUCAAAUGAUUGUUUUGUAUUAAUCCACGCGUUUCCCCCGACUAGGGUGAAAUCUCU